CAAUAGUUGGGGGGAGAGGGUGAGGGGGUGUGGACCAGACUUUGCACCGUUGGGUCGACAACGAAGCAGCACAACGUUCUGAUGAAAUCCAACGAUGUGGCUGAGAGUCUUCUUCACCUUCGUCUUCAGCGUCUCCAGCUGCCAGCCGGCUUCAGUCUUUCUGGAUCCGGGUCGAGCCCAUGGCGUCCUGGUCCGGACUCGGCGGUACAACUCGGGCUGGCUGGAGGAGCUCCAGAUGGGGGAUCUGAAGAGGGAGUGUCUGGAGGAGAAGUGCUCCUACGAGGAGGCCCGGGAGGUGUUCGAACACACCGAGACCACGGACGAAUUCUGGAAAACGUACAACCUUCCAGACAGCUGUGAAUCGACUCCCUGUCUGAACGGCGGUAGCUGCUCUGCUCAGGGUUCAACCUACACCUGCUACUGCCUCCCUCAGUUCAGCGGACUCAACUGUGAGCAGGGAGCCGUCAACGCCACCUGCCAGCUGGAGAACGGAGGCUGUGACCAUUUCUGUGAUGAAGACGAGGGACGACAAAGACUGAUCUGCUCGUGUGCUGACGGCUACUUCCUGGACGUCGAUGGGCGGAGCUGCGUAGCGAAAGAGUCGAUAGCGUGCGGUAUGGUUCCGGUUCUGCACGGACAAAACAAAACGGAGCAGCUGGACUCUCGAGCUCGGAUCGUCGGGGGAACGGAGUGCCCCAAAGGUGAAUGCCCCUGGCAGGUCCUGCUGAUGUAUAAAGGUAAAGGUAUCUGUGGAGGAGUGAUCUAUAAACCUACGUGGAUCCUCACAGCCUCUCACUGCCUGGAGGACACCGACGCUCAGUUCCUGAAGGUGGUCGCAGGUGAACACAACACGGAGGUGAACGAGGGCACGGAGCAGUUCCUCCAGGUGUUGGAGAUCUUCAUGCACGAGAACUACGUGAAAAGCACCGCCAACAACGACAUCGCCCUGCUACGCCUGGCGGCGCCCAUCGUCUACACGCCGUACGCGAUCCCGGCGUGCCUGCCGACGCGGCCGCUGGCCGAGCGCGACCUCUGGGCCGUUGGCCUGCACACGGUGAGCGGAUGGGGGAGGCGGGGCGAAAACGGGCCCACCUCAAACAUCCUGCGGCGGCUGAAAGUCCCACGGAUCCGGACGCAGCAGUGCCUGGAGGAGAGCCACGUGGCACUGACGGAGAACAUGUUCUGCGCCGGAUACAUCGAGGGCCGGCAGGACUCGUGUAAAGGCGACAGCGGCGGCCCGCUGGUGACGGAGUACAAGAAGAAAGCGUUCCUGCUGGGGAUCGUCAGCUGGGGGAAGGGCUGUGCCCGACCGGGCAACUACGGCAUCUACACCCGAGUGUCCAACUACCUGGAGUGGAUCCACAACCGGACGGCGACGCCAAACCCACCGGCCAUCACCACCGAGGCUUCGACACACAACCUGACGACCUGAGAGUCCGUCCCGUAGUUUAUAUAUAUCUAUAUUAGGGCUGUCAACACUAACACGAUAAUAACGCAAAUCCAUUUUAACGCCACUAAUUUCUCUAACGAAUUAACGCAAAUAGUGAUUUUUAGGUUGUAGCGGCUCAGUUUUAUAGCCAGAGUGAAGAUACUGGUAUCAUAUGAAACUUUUAUUUUUGAUAUUUUAGGUUUUAUCGUCAUUUGAAGUGAGAACUUUUUGGGCAGUCCUUUAGGUCGGUUAGUUUUCUGACAAAUACAGUCGUGUGUCGUCUGCAGAGAAGUGGAAACAUACAUUUAAAUGAUGAAUUAAAAGACCCAACAGUCAUAAAUAAACAUGAAAUACAACAGGACCCAGACCAGAGCCCUGAGGAACUCCAUCACUCA
This is a messenger RNA of Sebastes umbrosus (honeycomb rockfish), 1824 nucleotides long. RefSeq names its product coagulation factor VII (gene f7). The record is from RefSeq and is a predicted model, not a curated record. Gene Ontology annotation, cellular component: extracellular region. NCBI's taxonomy places the organism in Eukaryota, Metazoa, Chordata, Actinopteri, Perciformes, Sebastidae. Gene Ontology annotation, biological process: proteolysis; blood coagulation. Gene Ontology annotation, molecular function: calcium ion binding; serine-type endopeptidase activity. The transcript has 8 exons. The coding region runs from base 95 to 1432 and encodes 445 amino acids.